This is a messenger RNA of Monomorium pharaonis (pharaoh ant), 2490 nucleotides long. RefSeq names its product ras association domain-containing protein 8. The record is from RefSeq and is a predicted model, not a curated record. NCBI's taxonomy places the organism in Eukaryota, Metazoa, Arthropoda, Insecta, Hymenoptera, Formicidae. Gene Ontology annotation, biological process: signal transduction.
AAUGUAAACCGCCGCGUGCAUGUGUGUCGCCCUAGUAGCGCAUCUGUCAUCUCGGUAAUUACACAUCGGAAGUUGAAAAGAAAUUAAAAGUCUGUCGGGAGCGAACGUUAGAUUCGCCGCAGCCGUUCCACCCUCGACGGUGGCCGGACGAUCGUAUUGGGAGAAACCAAUUGGCAUACUCGUCUGCAGUUAAAAUUUCAUCGAGACGUAAGCGGUCGGUCGUGAGAGGUUAUAAUCCCAGCGGUCGUACGGAGAUGAGGAACAACCGAUGUUUCUUAACGCGAGAGCUGAUUGCGUUCGCGAUGUGAGGAAUUGAAUUCGGGACGCGACAUAUCGAGCUGACACGAUGGAGCUGAAGGUGUGGGUGGAGGGAAUUCAGCGCAUUGUGUGUGGCGUUACCGAAACCACCACCUGUCAAGAUGUGGUGUAUGCACUUGCUCAUGCCACAGCUCAGACAGGUAGAUUUACUUUGGUGGAACGUUGGCGAACCAAUGAACGUUUACUGGCCCCUUAUGAAAAUCCUCUUAAGAUCUUAAUGAAAUGGGGCGAAUACUCUUCAGAAGUUCAAUUGAUUCUGAGACGUUCCACUCCAGAAAAUAACAAAACAAAUGCAUUACCAUCGCGAUUGACGUAUGCAUCACGUGCAAAUGGAUUACCAAUUUCACUAUCUGAGCACGGAACAUCAAGUACUGCUACUAUGCAAGAUGACAGUAAAAAUAUAUCAACUACUCAAAGUUUAGAUUUUGCAGAUGAUAUGCAAGGAGGAUUGGAGAGAAAUAGAGACACCAGAAAGUCACUUACGUUUAGUGGAUUUCAUGGAGGUAUUACAGAAGGUAGCACAGAAAUUCAAAUGGAGAAUAACGUGGCUGUAGUUCAGCCCACGCCACAUUUGAAGAAUAAGGAUUCAAACGUUCGAAAAAAUGUACAAAAACCAGCGCAGUCACCUACGCGAGGAACCAAUACAGAAAUCGCAACACACUUAUUGCAAAAAAAGGUACGCGAGGUUCCACCUUACAGGGAACCUCCAGGUCCAUCUUCGCCGCCCUUACGCACUUUGCCACCUUACCGAGAUCCACCGCCGCCAAAUUUAAACAGUCCUGGAAGAUCGCAGUUUGUGCAUGGUAGCGGAAGUCCUCAUAUGCAUAAAGAUGAUCAGCCAUCUUCCAGUAAUUCCAUGAAAUUGAAAAGAAAUCUCAUCCAGGAAUUUCAAGAUAAAGUGCCUACGCAAUCUGUUAAUCCUCUUUCUGUCACGGCACAAAAUAUGGCGACUGUUGCUUAUACUCAACGAUAUGUUGAACUCAUAAGACUAGUCAAUAAGCAACGGGACACUAUUAAUGCUCAACAAGCUGACCUAACAAAAUUUGAUGCAGAAAUACUGUAUUGGGAAACAAAGAAUAAAGAACAAAUGCAUCAAAUGGAUUAUAUUUCCCAAGAAAUGAAUCGUAUCGAAUCUACUGGCCGCAUCAUCGAGGAACAACUCAAGGAAUUGGCUCAUGUAGAAGAAGAAAGCGAAAUAGUUAGGCAGCAGGAAAAAACACUAAAGUCAGAAAUAACAUUGCUUAGAUCAAAGCUUGCCAAUUGUGAAACAGAACUUCUUCAAUGUAAAAAUAAAAUUAGACUAGUUAUGGAAGAGCUUACCAUGGAACAACAUAAUAUAAGCCGAGAGACAGAUGAGCGGCAAAUCAUGGAACGUAAAAUAAUUAGCGAAGUGGAGCAUUUACAAAAUGAAGUAGAACAAGCUAAACGUGCAACCGAAUUAGCUUCGCAGCAUGCAGAAUCUUUAAAAUUAGAAGUAGUCAAUUUGGAAUCGGCAAUUGUCGAGAAGAAAUUACAAGUAGAGAGAUUGGUAGCUGACAUGAAAGAAGCAAAUCUGCAAAGUUUAGCUGUUGCAUGUUCAGAUGAGCAAGUCAAAUCUUUAUUAGAAGGUGCCCAUAAACCUGGAAGUACACGUAAAAUGAUAGGAUCACCAAGGCAAUUGGAAACUGCAGUACCCACGAGUAAGAAUCCACAUGGUGUGUGGGUAUAAAUAAAGAAAUCAAUAUACCUGAUAAUAAUGUCUUACAUGUGAGAAAGCAUAUCAAAGAAUAUACAUUAAAAUAUUUGUAUGUUAUACUAUUUAGUAAAGUACGUAAAGUACUUAAUUUUUCUACAUAUCUUUUAUGCAUUUAUUUCAGUAAUAUGAAUUAGUAUUAUUAUGUGUCAUAAGUUCGUAUUUUUAUAUAUCUUAUUAAUAUAUCAUCCCAUUUAUAUUCACAAAAUAUUUAAUUAAAUUUAUAAAUUGUUACAUAAACUACACUCAUAUUUUUGAAACUACGUAAUAUAUUUUUACAUUUAUUAUUAUGGUUAUUAAAAAAAGGUUUUUUUGCUUUUGAAUAUUACAUGUAUUCAUUAACAAAUGAUGAUCAAGUAUAAUGUUAUAGAUGUAUAUGUAAUUCUAGUUUAUGUAAGUAUAGGAAAUAGUUAAGUCUAAAAAUCAAAAUUAUUAAUACG